Messenger RNA from Aedes albopictus (Asian tiger mosquito), 2026 nucleotides. RefSeq names its product transcription factor grauzone. The transcript has 3 exons. Gene Ontology annotation, cellular component: nucleus. Lineage: Eukaryota; Metazoa; Arthropoda; Insecta; Diptera; Culicidae. Gene Ontology annotation, molecular function: zinc ion binding. Bases 161 to 1672 code for a protein of 503 amino acids. The record is from RefSeq and is a predicted model, not a curated record.
UGCAUUUGCACCCGAGGAGCGAGAGCGAGGUGCAAGCGCAACGAAAGAAACUGUAAAUAUUUACAUCAGCGUCAGUCAAAAGGAUAAUCUCCGUUAUCUCGCGCACCAGAUUGCGAACGAAAAAUCCGCAGAGUUUGGUGGUCGUUAGAGGUGCAAACUGAUGGCGGCCGAAAUUUGCUUCACCUGCCUCCGGGAAACGCCGGAUCCCAUCCCGAUAGCGGACCAAGCGGAAAGUGCCAAAGUGUCCACCACCGGAGGAACGACGUCCUACCGUGGAGUUGUGCUGGCCAAACAUUUCUGGUUCGAUCUCAAUGACCUGAUUCAGGGGGUGUUGUGCGGGCGAUGCUGGUCCAGCAUCGAGGAGUUUCACAAGUUCUAUUGUGAGAUUGAGGAAGUCCAUGAGCAGAAGCUUCGCCUUCCGUUCGCCGAGGUGAAGCAGGAAAUGGUUGAUGGGGAACAGGAGCGCAAUGAUUCCCGGAAUGCUUUGAGGAAUUUGGGAGGAGAUGACCAGGAUAAGGCAGAAGAACAGGUUGAAUGUACAGACCCGGAGGAUGUUUCGGUUUUCAUGCAGGAAGAGCAUCUACUAGAUGAAGAUGAGGAAGAAGACGAUAAGGAGGAGGCUUCUCAAGACGACGACGAGGAUUUCGACCUUGAAGCAGAAGAGGAAGAUGAUGAAAUUCCAGAAACAGUCGCCAAGAAGCCGAGGAAGCAAUCCCGCAAAAGAGUGAGACACGCUGACAAAAUCGCCCAAGGAGAUGAGCUGAUAGCCAACCACUGCAACAUGCACUGUGACGAGUGUUCCCAGGCGUUCAAAUCCUUCAACGCCCUGCAGAUGCAUUCGGCGUCGGUGCACCAGAAGCGAGCCUACGUGUACUGCUGCGAUCGGCGCUUUAACACGCGGACCCGGCUUUACGAGCACGUCCUGCGGCACAUCAAUCCGGAACAGUUCCAGUGCGAUCUGUGUAAGCGGAACUGCGUCGACAGCGAGGGCCUGAAGCGGCACAAGCUGAAGAUGCACACCCCGCUGGAGGAGCGGACGUUCAAGUGCGACAAAUGCUCGAAGGCGUUCGCGCAGGAAUCGGUGCUGAAUAGCCACAAGCGCUACCACGAGGCUAUGGAGAACAAGGAGUUUCCCUGCGGGCAGUGCAAUAAGCAUUUUGGCAACUCGGCUCUCCUAAAGCAGCAUGUUAAGAAUAGUCACACCUCGACGUACGAGUUCGUCUGCGACACAUGCGCCAAGGGUUUCAACCAGAGGGGACUGUUCCUGAAGCACCUGAAAGAUCACGGCCCGAAAGGACCGGAGGACAAGGGCCAGUGUCCGAUCUGCGACCAGUGGCUGUUGAAGGUAAGUCUGAACAAGCACAUUAUGCGUCACAACUCGCCCAGCUAUCGGUGCGAGACGUGCGGCAAGGAUUCGCCCAACAUCCUGGCCCACCGGAGUCACGUGCGGUUUGCCCACUCGGAUGCCCGCUUUACGUGCAAUUUCUGCGGAAAGGUGUUCAAACGGGCGUUAACCCUCAAAGAGCACAUAGCCUCUCACAGCGGGGAGGUCCUGUACACUUGUCCGCACUGCCCGAAGACGUUCAACUCGAACGCGAACAUGCAUUCGCACCGGAAGAAGAUGCAUUAUCAGGAGUGGUUGAACGCACGGCAGAGAAUUAUUGUAAAAUAGAGUAGGUAUUUAUUUAGAGUUUUUUGUGAGGAAGGUUAGAGUUUAUUGUUUAGUUGAGAAAGCCAUUAUCCCAUUAUGCACGUGCUUGCAAAGUGAUAUUCUGACUAGAACUUUCACAAAUAUAAACCGUAACGUUUAAUUUAAGACUUCAUCAGAAUGUGAAUCUUACCUUCUCAAAACUGUGAGCUACGCGAAUCACCAUCAAUCCUCAAAGAAACAGACGUAACACGUAACAUUGCCACGAAAACGCAAUCGCCCAAUGCUAUACGUACUGUGUUUGGCCGGGCCACCACUUGGUGGCAAUACCGAGCAAUCGUCAAACAGGAACAAAAACGAUGCCAGCGCUGCGAGUGG